AUGAAGUCUCACCAUACCUAUGAGUACAUGGGUCUGACCCCCGAAGCGGCACGGUUGAUAUAUAACGAUGGAAAGAAGAUACGCGAUGGUAUCAUGGACAAUUAUGGCGAAGAAUUCGAUUCAGAGUUCCUCGAGUGUAGUCUUGAGGCAUACUUGGUCCAGAGAGUUACUGAAGUCUGUGAUGAUGAAAUCUUCGGCAACUACUUCCGCACACUCGAACAUGUAAACGAGCACGUCUUAGAACAAGAGCAAUCAUUAGGGCCGAAUCCAAGGAGAAGAGCGACCGAAGACGAUGUGGUGAUACCGCCGCCCCCAGGACAUCGGGUCUUAUUCAAGAGCGUCGAGUUCCAUAAAGCACAAGCUGUAUUCGGUACCGAAGAAACCGAUAAUGGCGAAAUGUCUCAAGAACUCAACCUUCUCCCAUUGCUUUCAUCGAGAUACUCUACAGACCUCUGCCGCUAUGGUGGCCUAUAUCUCACAGAUGCACUCUGGGUAGCCAAGGCACAUGCGCUGUACCCGAAGCGCACUUGUCCACCUGCUGACAUCCGGACUCUUGAGCUACAUGCUCCAAACGAGCACUUUGACAAGCUCAAGAGCCAUAGGUGCGGAAAUUCUAUUUCAAAGCAUUUGAUGAAGAUUCAAUCCGCCUUCCAAAUUCUUCACGCUCCCUGUACUACGCAAAACUACAGGCUAGGACAUUGGAAUCAGAUUACGGACAGGCAUUUGCUGACUAGGAUGAUUACUGAUGAGUAUGGAGCACCUAAGCAAGAGGUGGCGAUGCAAUACGUGUGGCCCAACCCUGAAGCAAUAUUCGAUCUUAGCGAAGAUUGCAAGGACAAGACGCGUCUGGGGAAGCCACUCAAGGACUGGUCGCUUGUUAAGGAGCUGGAGAAAAACACUUUGGUGAAGGAGAGGAGUGUUCUUUAG
Molecule: messenger RNA, 927 nt
Organism: Bipolaris sorokiniana ND90Pr
Lineage: Eukaryota; Fungi; Ascomycota; Dothideomycetes; Pleosporales; Pleosporaceae
Exons: 4
Coding region: 1-927 (308 amino acids)
Source: RefSeq, a predicted model, not a curated record